AUGCAGAUUUAUAAUGAUGGGAUUGAACUGGCAUGUCAGCAACAAAAGGAAUUUGUAAAGAAUUCUGUGGAAUGCAAAUGGAAUUUAGCAGAAGCCCAGCAGAAACUUGGCAGCUUAGCACUACACAAUUCUGAAUCCCUGGAUCAGGAACAUGCCAAAGCACAGGCUGAAGUUGCCGAAUUGCGGUGGAGGGAGGAAGAGUGGCGCCGCAAAGAAGAGGCAUUAAGGCAAAAAGAAAGACAGGAUCUGUGGAACACUGAUGUUUGCAGCAAGGAGGUAUUUAAUAAGAAAGGAGCUCUGAUGGAACAAGUAGCUCAUCAAGCAGUGGUGAUGCAGUUUAUUAUAGAAAUGGCCAAGAGCUGCAAUGUGGAUCCACGGGGAUGUUUUCGUCUUUUUUUCCAAAAAGCUAAAACAGGGGAAGAAGGCUAUUUGGACGCAUUUAAAAACGAACUGGAAGCAUUCAAAACAAGAGUGAGGAUUUGUUCCCAAUCACAGAAAUUUCAAGCAAUGCCUGUUCAGAAGCCCUUGUUUCACACUGAUAAUUCUAUAGGAGGACUUGCAUCUUUUCCACAGAAUGCAGAUUUACUUCAGGGUUGCAGCUUAAACUCAGUGGUACACAGAGAAGAGGAAGAACCUAAAAUGAUGGAUACAGUAUAG
Molecule: messenger RNA, 657 nt
Organism: Pogona vitticeps (central bearded dragon)
Lineage: Eukaryota; Metazoa; Chordata; Lepidosauria; Squamata; Agamidae
Source: RefSeq, a predicted model, not a curated record